UUGAAAUCGAUAAUUUAGAGUUCGUUUCACAACUUCAAAUAAAAUUAUGGUCUCAAAAUCCAGACACUUUAGCGAACGUUGAUUCGAUUCAACUCCAAUUAUGGAGGGUUAACAUCCCUAUUAAUGAUGAAAAUAAACUGAAAAUAUUAGAAACAUCUUACACAAACAUUGACGUUGAAGAAAAACUAGAUGGAUUGAAAAUGCUCCCAACAGAUCCUAUUUCUAAUUACUUUAAUGAACAAUUCCCCAUAGAGAACACUUGCAUCAAUAUCAUUGUACAAACAGAAGCAGUUAAUUGGGAUAACAAAUCAAUUUUUACUUGGAUACAAUAUGUGAGACGUUCAAGUGAGAUUGCCAAACCUAAGUUUGUGGAGUCGUAUGGUGCUAAAUUCCCUUUACAAGGUCGAGACGAAACUAUUGAAAUUUUAUUUAGAGGAACUAUGGAUAAGAAUGGAAUUUGUCAAAGGUUUCAACAACGUAAAACGACAAACAGAUAUAAUCACCCUAUUCCCAUUUUGGCUAAUGGCCCAGGCGCAGGAAAGAGUCGAUUCCUUCAAGAAUUGCCAACCUUAUUAUGUGACCAUGUCGAGAAAUAUACAGAUGAUAAUUUCCUUAUAAAUUCAAUUAAAAACCGGAUGCUCUCUAUCAACAUCACCUUUGGAGAUGGUACCAUUGCGUCAGAUGAAGAUAAUCAAUUUUUAAGAAGGUGUGGUAAAUCUCAACUCAAAAUUAUCGAUGCACUCGAGAUUAUUCUUAUGGAUGUUGACGUUAAUAAGAAUGACGAUGAUAAAACCAAUUUCAUUGUUAUUGGGAUUGAUGAAUUAAACCACUUACACAACCGGUAUGGAAAAGAAUUGGAUCCACAACAAAAUCCUGUUCUUGCAAUUGUACAAGCAGCUGGAAGAUUAAAUUGCAGUUGUCAAAAUGUAUUUUACUUACCUAUCUUAGCCGGAACUAUUCAAGGCCCUCUGGAAGAAAUGUUUAUAGGAUCUACAUAUCUUUACUUACACUUACCAUUACGUCUUCUUCAUGAUGAAGAAGUAUGGAAUAUUAGUGAAAACAUAGCAAACACUGAAAAUCUGGCUAAAUAUAUCAAUAAAAGUACUUUCCGUCGAUGUAUUAGUGAUCUUGGUGGCCAAGUUCGGGCUCUAGAAAUAUUCUAUAAUAUACUGUCGAGGCAAGUGAAAUGCCAAACUAAUUACAUAGAUUAUGUGUACAUAAUGUCAGCUGUUAAGAACUCGCUAAAGGAAAAAUACCCAUUUGUGCAAUAUGCAAAUGCCAUAACACCAGCCAUUUUAAAUUACAUUGAUCUUUCAUCACGUGGUGUUUUAAAUUUGGAACCAACACAUACCGGCUUUUAUGUUCGUAUGCCAUAUAUGUGGGUGUGGAUAUUAACAUCAUUCAAUAAAAUAUCGGGUAACUUUUGGGAUGUUAUGAUUGAUCAAAAUCCGCAUGUUUACUGGCAAGAAAUAUGCAUUUCAGCUCCAAGUGUAGACUCCAUUAAAUAUCAAAUACUUGACUUUCGAUUCCCUAACACGGUGCAGAAUUUACAUUUGUCACCUGGCAUAGUGUAUAAAAAUGGUGCUGGUGCUCCAUGGAAUCUGUUUUUUUUCUUAGAUAAUUACCUUUUUGUCAUCCAAAUCAAAUAUUCGGAUGUCAUGUCACAAAAAUCUCAAGUAUUUGAUGAGAGGAUGUUAAAUUUAGAGUAUGAUAAAGUUAAGAAUGCAUUCAAUACAUUGCAAAAUUCAUUUGAAGGAGAAUUCCCCAUUAAGAACUGGGUCCUUUUAAUAUGUACAAAUGGACAAAAGACAUCGAAUUCUUUGAAUUCAUUACCAAACAACUGUUUUGUUGUAGAUUGUGAAAAUUUUAAGGAUUUUUACGGGUAUACAUUUUCCAGUCGUGCUGAAUUUUCUGCAGCUAAUGACACAAUUGAUGUUAACACUGCUGAGGAUUAUGAAUUAAAAACAAUUAAAGGAAUAGGGGAGAAAACUGCACAAGAUAUAUGUAAUAAAAGACCGUUUUAUGAUGAAAAUGAUUUAUAUAGUAAGGUAGACAUAAAACCCGAAUCAAGAAAGAAGAUUAAAGUUAUAAGAAAAAGAGACCUCUCUAAAUGCACCCCCUCGGGGUAUAGUGAAAAAUUCUAA
Molecule: messenger RNA, 2144 nt
Organism: Racocetra persica
Lineage: Eukaryota; Fungi; Glomeromycota; Glomeromycetes; Diversisporales; Gigasporaceae
Source: the annotation of a GenBank genome assembly